Messenger RNA from Scaptodrosophila lebanonensis, 1862 nucleotides. RefSeq lists its product as uncharacterized. The transcript has 6 exons. NCBI's taxonomy places the organism in Eukaryota, Metazoa, Arthropoda, Insecta, Diptera, Drosophilidae. The record is from RefSeq and is a predicted model, not a curated record. The coding region runs from base 199 to 1533 and encodes 444 amino acids.
CUCAUUCCCAAACUCAGGGACAAUUUUCCAGCGCAUACCUGUUGCAUCACUGCCUUUUGACACUUUUGGCCUCAUUCGUUGUCAAGACUUUAGAGCGGAUUGUGCACUGCUUGCGGAUAUUGCUGCACGAUAAGAUGCUCUAAAUAGCUGCUGGAGCAUAAAUCUAACAGCAACAACAGCAACAAUAAUACAACGGCCAUGCAGGAUAUACGCCUACGACUCGAGCCGCAACACAAUACAGCUACAUUUUCAUCAUCAGCAGCAACGACAGCAACAACAGCGGAGACAACCCUCAUAGAAACGGCCGAUUUGACAAUAGGGGCAACAACAGGAACAGCCACAGCAACAGCAACAGCAACAACAACCAUAUCACCCAAUCGCCGGCCGUUGCAAUUGCUCUCAGAGCUAAAUUUCAGCGAACAAUUGCCAGCCGGAGCAGCUACAACAACAACAACGGCUACAAUAACCACCGCACAGCAACAUCAUCAUCAUUAUUAUCAUCAGCAUCCAACGAGACACCCGCAUACGCAUUCGCAUCCACAUCUCCAUCCACACCCUCAUCAGCCCACAAAGGGGGCGCAGAGGCAUGUGGAACAGCUGCAGCUGCACACCAGCAACUAUCAUGCCGCAUUCAACCAGCAACAGCAACAACUACAGUUACAACAACAUCAACAACAUCAGCUGCCACGCUCGCCCAGCUCUGAGGAGGAUAAUUCACCAACAGAAAUGAAUAAUUGUCGUCGUUUGGUUGAUAAACCGCCUUUGGUAAAACGUUUGACCAUGGGUAUUGGUCUGUUACGCGCCGCCGAAGACAGUCGUCCAUUGGUGCACAAUACAUGCUCCUCAUCCCUGAACUCGGGCUCAUCACAAACCAUAUCAGAUGGCUAUGUGAACGAGGCCAUCUGUGAGCCGGACAAGUAUGUGGCAAGCAAAUUUGGUGACUCGUGUCGUCAAUCGCUGACAGCACUGGAAACGGCCACCCAAAGACUGCAGACAGAGCUGCCCAACAACAAGAAGUACCUGCGCGAAACGUGCAGCGCCAACUCCAGUCCCAAGUUGUUUGCGCCCAGCGCACCACUGCGUCUGGACAACCUCAGUCUGGCCGAGCAGCAGGAGUUGAAGGGGGCCGCCUGGUUUCAGGCGGGCAUACCACGCGAGAUCUCAUUGGAGGUGCUGUCGCGACAGAGUCCGGGCGCAUUUCUGGUGCGGCAGAGCAGCACCAAACCAGGCUGUUUUGCGCUCUCACUCCGUGUACCACCACCAGCGCCACGCGUGGCUCAUUAUCUGAUAUUGCGCACGCAGCGAGGCUACAAAAUCAAGGGCUUUACGAAGGAGUUCAGUUCACUGCGGGCUCUUAUCACACACCACUCGGUGAUGCCGGAACUGCUGCCAGUCCCAUUGACACUUCCAAGGCCGGCACACAAUGGCGCUGCUUAUGGAAAUGGCGCCGCACUGCGUCAUGCGGAUGCAGACUUUGAAAUGUAUGGAUCGUUGAAUGAUUUUCGGAAAAUGAUGGCCGAUUUGAAUGUGUGAAUGAAGGUGGCACAUGGGGCACAAAGCAAGCCAAAACAUUGGCAACACUUAAUUAAUUAAGUAAUUAUGUCAUGUUGAUUGAAUUAAAGUGUCUGCCGAAUAAUGUCUGAUUGGUAUAGUGUCUGGACGCAGACACAAAACACACACACACACACACAACCAAUAGGAACAAAUACGACGACGCGUCGACGAGUCUGUCUCGACAGGAUAACAAUCAGUUUAAUUUGCGUAAUUGGCUGUGCUGACGGUUGACGUCGCUACCAACACACACACAUACACCCACAUAUUCACAUGUAAAGAGCAAGCACCUGGCAAAAAUGAAAAUAUUC